Rotaria socialis is the source of this 1506-nucleotide messenger RNA. NCBI's taxonomy places the organism in Eukaryota, Metazoa, Rotifera, Eurotatoria, Philodinida, Philodinidae. The record is from the annotation of a GenBank genome assembly.
AUGAAGAAAACUAUUUUAAAAGCAUUACCAAAAGAGUUAGAUGUAAUAUUCGUGAAUGAAAAUUCUCGAAUGCCAAAAGUUUUACGAACACAUUUAAAUCAUCUCGAGAUGCAUCGACGAUGUCAACAUGAUUCACAACUGGCAAUCAUAUUCUACUUCAAAGAAGGAUAUUUUAGUCAAGAAACAGCCUCGACAAUUGAUUCAACACUUGAUACAAUGAAAUCUGAAGCAUCAUCACCCUCUGAAAAAACUUCUCAAUGCUUAUUAUUCAGCCCAAAACAUUUAAGUUUAGAUGGUUUGAACUUGAACGAACGGAAAAGAAAGAAUGAAGAAACACCGAAAUUCUUCUCAAAAAAAAAACACAUUCUUCCUUUCCGCGGUAUUCCAGAUGAAGUUGGAAGCAUUUCUUCUUCAGGAAGUGAUACAAUAGCCGGUGCUUCUAAAAAUACUAAUGAUAUUGUUUUAUCACCAAUUCCAACAACAAGUACUUUUACCGAUCGUAAUCGUAAUUUUUUUCAAGCAGCACAUUCUCAAAAAAAUGAUUUGAUAGAACAAAGUAUUGAUGCACAAUCUCAAAAAGCAAUUGAUACUUCACUUAAACGUACAACGACGUCUUCAUUAAAAACAAAAACAACAACUGGUGGCUUUAAAGAUAAAAAUAAUCUUUCUGAAUCACAAUAUCCAGAAACGAAUAUUUACACUAGUACAAUUAGUAACAUUUCUCGAGCACCACAUGAUGAAACAAAUGUUCUUAUACAACCAGUUGUAGAUCAUUUCGUGUCGCCCAUUUAUGCAUAUGAUAGUUUAUCAAAACCUGGUGAAUCUGGUUUUGUGUCACCUCAUUCUGCAUUAAUUGCUCGUACAGAAUUUGAUGCUACUGAUUUUGGUUUACAAUGUCAUAAAGCACUUCAUUUUUCUGAUGAACGUAAUAGUACCUCAUCAAAAACUGAUAAAACAGCUGCUUCCUUAAAAGAAACCGAAAAUAUUGUUGUAUCUGAGCAUCUAACAACAGCUGAUAAUUGUUUUGAUACAAAUAGUAAUCGUUUUGAAGCAGCGCAUCAACAAAUAGGUGAUUUUGUGGAAAAAAUUCUAAACCGUUUUAUAUCACCAAAUCAUGAAACAUAUGAUGUUGUAAAUGCAAAGGAUGAUAAUUUUUCAAAACCAAAUCAAUCACCUUCUGGUUUAAUUGGUAAAAACAAUAUUUCUGGCUUGUCAGGUGGUACAGCAUGUGAUAUAGAAGAAAACAACGUUGAGAACGUUAAUGCAUCAUCAGAGAUCGGUGAAUUGUUAAAAGAGAUCAAAAUGAAUUACGAUUUAACGAUCGGUGGAAUCUCAAAAAGAAUAGACGAGCAGCAACGAAUAUUAAAUGAUCUAAUUAAAGAAAAAAACAACGCUGAAACUCGGUUUUAUGAUGCACUUGAAAAAAAAUGUUCUCAAUGGAUAAAAAAGAAAACAUCUCGUGGAAAGAAAAAACGUAUUGGGCAAUUGAAAAUCAAGAUUCGUUAA